CUCCGUGUGUUGAUGUUUUGUGGAAACGGGGAAGCCAGCGGGACGGAGAGGGAGACCCGCUUGUUUUUGUUCUCGCAGCGCCGGAGCGCAGCCCCGCCGUGGACACGUACAGUCGCUCGUUAGUGGCCCGAGAGGACAGACGAGGCGCCGGAAGGACCUCACCACGCGAGACCAUCGGCAUCGCAUCGUUCGGUGAAAAAGGAGGACUCGUCGUCCCUCCGACCCGCUCCCUCACACCAGAGACAGACAGACAGCCAUGACGAUUCUUCCGAAGAAAAAGCCGAGCUCUGCAGUCGGAGUGUCCGACCACCCCGACGAGGCUGACCGCAGGAGCGGCUCGGACCCGCACCCGCACCCGCACCCGCACCCACACCCGCACCCUCACGCGCACAGCGGGCGGACGGGAGCGAGGCCAAGGGCGUCCCCGCCACCCUGGCCGUACCAGGCCGCGCCGCCGUCCUCCAGGGAGGAUAGGCGCAACGAGGCGAGCUCCCGGCCGCAGCAGGCCUCCCCUCCGCCCGUGGGCUCCGGCUCUCCAGUGGGCCCGGGGGAUGGAGGCGGAAGCGGCGGGGUGGCCUGCGUGGCGGGCGGUCGCGCGGAGCUGUCAGGCGGCGUCGGCUGCGGCGGAGGAAUCGGCAGCUGUUGCUCGGGCCCCGGCCUCACUAAGCGGCGGCGGCAGACGCCCUGUGCCGGAGGGGUGGCCGGCGGAGGGACGGUUGGGGUCGCCGGGGGCGGCGGCGGCGGAGGAGGUCCCAGUCCUGACCCAGAGGAGGGGGCCGGGUACAACAGCGAGGACGAGUACGAGAACGCGUCGAGGCUCCAGUCCAUGGAUCCCGCGACAGUGGAGCAGCAGGAGCACUGGUUCGAGAAAGCGCUAAGGGAAAAGAAGGGCUUUGUCAUUAAGAAAAUGAAAGAAGACGGAGCGUGCCUCUUCAGAGCAGUAGCUGAUCAAGUAUAUGGAGACCAAGAUAUGCACGAAGUAGUCCGAAAGCACUGUAUGGACUACUUGAUGAAGAAUGCAGACUACUUCUCUAACUAUGUCACAGAGGACUUUGCGACAUACAUCAACAGGAAGAGGAAAAACAACUGCCAUGGGAACCACAUUGAGAUGCAGGCAAUGGCUGAGAUGUACAAUCGGCCUGUGGAGGUUUACCAGUAUGGCACAGAACCUAUCAACACGUUCCAUGGCAUCCACCAAAACAACGACGAGCCAAUCAGAGUUAGCUACCAUCGUAACAUUCACUACAACUCUGUGGUGAACCCUAACAAAGCCACUAUUGGAGUAGGACUUGGGCUGCCUGCUUUCAAACCAGGGCAGUAUGCAGACCAGUUGCUGAUGAAGAACGCCAUCAAAACCUCUGAAGAGUCUUGGAUCGAGCAGCAAAUGCUGGAAGACAAGAAGAGAGCCACAGAUUGGGAGGCCACCAAUGAGGCCAUUGAGGAGCAGGUGGCCCGUGAGUCCUACCUACAAUGGCUCCAGGACCAGGAGAAGCAGGCACGGCAGCCCCGCAAAGCCAGCGCUACCUGCAGUUCUGCAACGGCAGCAGCAUCCAGUGGCCCGGAGGACUGGAGCGCCCGCUCUCCCCGCCAGCGCAGCUCGGCCCCCUCGCCAGAACACCCAGACCCCCCACACUCCGACACUGCCACCAAGCCUCCGUCCCCAGCUGGAGCUGCUCUUAUGCUGUCCAAACCACCCUCGCCCUGCGCCCCAGGUCCUAGCAGCCAGAUAUGUGUGGGCCCUGACAGAGCGACAUCGUCCUCCCUAGCGUCCCUGUACCCAGAGCUGGAGUACCGCGCCAUCAUGCAGGAAAUGGCUCCUACUGCCUUUGAUUGGGAAGAUGAUGAGAUUUUGGCUUCCGUCUUGGCAGUUUCACAUCAAGAGUACCUGGACAGCAUGAAGAAGAAUACAACACACAGAGAGCCCUCCCCUGACAACAGUUGAUACUGGGGAUGAGGGCACUGGAAACGUCCUCUGGGGAGAGACAAAAUUGAAAUGAACAAGUUUACUCAGUCAUCAUCGUACCCUCCAGUCUCCUCUCUUACCUCUUUCAUCCUCUGGAUCUGCCUCUCCUCCAUCUUGUACAGCAUCAUCAUAUUCAUCCUGUCCAGUACCUUUUCCAUCAUAACACCCCAGACUCCAUUGGACUUAUUUAGGUGCAUGUUUAAAUAAACAUAAGAAACAUUAUCAUAGAAAACGAAAACAAAAGAAUAAAAAUUGUAAUAAUGUCAUUAUCUUC
Scleropages formosus (Asian bonytongue) is the source of this 2237-nucleotide messenger RNA. RefSeq names its product OTU deubiquitinase 5a (gene otud5a). The record is from RefSeq and is a predicted model, not a curated record. The coding region runs from base 257 to 1942 and encodes 561 amino acids. Gene Ontology annotation, molecular function: cysteine-type deubiquitinase activity; K63-linked deubiquitinase activity. The transcript has 9 exons. NCBI's taxonomy places the organism in Eukaryota, Metazoa, Chordata, Actinopteri, Osteoglossiformes, Osteoglossidae. Gene Ontology annotation, biological process: protein deubiquitination.